Messenger RNA from Wasmannia auropunctata (little fire ant), 1319 nucleotides. Its product is annotated as doublesex and mab-3 related transcription factor 3, truncated-like. The record is from RefSeq and is a predicted model, not a curated record. The transcript has 3 exons. Gene Ontology annotation, cellular component: nucleus. Gene Ontology annotation, biological process: regulation of transcription by RNA polymerase II; sex differentiation. Bases 165 to 1319 code for a protein of 384 amino acids. Gene Ontology annotation, molecular function: RNA polymerase II cis-regulatory region sequence-specific DNA binding; DNA-binding transcription factor activity, RNA polymerase II-specific. NCBI's taxonomy places the organism in Eukaryota, Metazoa, Arthropoda, Insecta, Hymenoptera, Formicidae.
CGUGAGUAAAUAAAUAAAAUAAUUGUGUUGAAUAUUUUUUUUUCGAAACGAUUCUUGCCGAAACAACAAGAUCCGUGCCGGGCAAAUGUGGACGGUCGAAUAAAUAGAAAAAAAAAGGGGGGAACAAUCGACUCCAAUUUCGCGUGGCGUGUGGAAACGCUACCAUGCUUCGCGGCAAGGGCAAGAGCAGGUCGGAGAACAACGAGAACAGCGAGGGAACGGACGGGAAGCAGCGGAGACCGAAGUGCGCCCGUUGCCGGAACCACGGCCUCAUCUCGUGGCUGCGGGGUCACAAGCGGGAGUGCCGUUACCGGGAAUGCCUGUGCCCGAAAUGCUCCCUGAUCGCCGAACGGCAGCGAGUGAUGGCCGCGCAGGUUGCUCUGAAGAGACAACAGGCAGCCGAAGACGCGAUCGCUCUUAAAAUGGCAAAGGUGGCCACCGGACAGAAGCUCGAUCGACUUCCGCCGGGCAAGAUCUUCGGAAUGUCCGUGACCGAGCCGAAAUCGGUGACACAAAAUGAAGAUGCGGCACCCGCCAUGAAGAAACUAGAUGGAAUUUCCGAGGAUUCAAAGGAUCUUCCACGUGUGUCGACCGACGACGCCUUACCCGCUCGUGUCCAAAACUGUCCCGACAGCUUGGAAACCAUUUCGAGACCCAGAAGCCUCCUCUUCGACGCCGGCAAGCUGGAGGGCGUCAGGGAGACCAGCCUGGUGUCUCAGACCUCCGUGGAGACUCUGGCCCGCCUAUUCCCGAACACCAAGCUGUCGGUUCUGCAACUGGUGCUGCAACGCUGCGGCCAGGACCUGCUGAAGGCAAUCGAGUACUUCGCGAGCGACAGCCUGGGCAUCGCUGAGCCGGCGAUGUCGACCAGCAUCGGUCACGCGUCCUCGGCCUUCCGGCCGCCACAGACGCUCGUCGACAGCGGCGCGGGGGAGCAGCAGCAGCAGCCGCAGCAACCGAUCCCCGGCACGAUGCUGGCGCCCAUCUACACCAGCCUGUCCAGAAACGUCUACGGGGACGCGGGUUACUGCCUGCUGAACAUCGUGCCGACCGAGCCGUUCGCCAAGGGCACCGACCUGCCGAUCGCGAAAACCGCGGCCGAUCAGGAGACCGUCGCUCUCAAUUUUCGCUACAACAAUUACUUCACCACCGGUAUGCAGCAGCAGUUGAGGGAUGCCCACGUGUGCGCCCAAGUGGCGGCGGAUCGCCUGUCGGCCGCCAGAUCGGCGGGCAUACUUCAUCAUCUGCCGCCGGCCGUGCUGCCGAGCCUCCCUUGCGUACAGCCCAAUUGCACGCAAUGCAACUACAAGUUCACCUGA